Messenger RNA from Penicillium antarcticum, 1011 nucleotides. RefSeq lists its product as uncharacterized. The record is from RefSeq and is a predicted model, not a curated record. Bases 1 to 1011 code for a protein of 336 amino acids. Lineage: Eukaryota; Fungi; Ascomycota; Eurotiomycetes; Eurotiales; Aspergillaceae. The transcript has a single exon.
AUGGUUCUUCUAACGUCCUCCACGGUCUCGGCCAUCGUGUCGAUGGGAGUGAUCUGCAUAUUCACCGUGCUACUAUUCCUUUCAGGAUAUGUACUGCAACAACAGUCUGUCAAGAACAUUCAGUAUGCACUACGGCCUCAGGAUGAUACCUCAAUGGGGAAACAUGGGGCCCCGGGCUCCGCAUUCCAGAAGCCCGCUCAAAAGCGAGGGGUAUCAGAUCACUCGAACUCACCUGGAAACUAUGCCUAUCUCCAGCUCCUAUCUGAACCAGAUCCCUCAGAUAUUUGCUCUGCCAUUCUCUUCUUUAAACAACUGUCAACCAAUGGAACAGCAGUCCAGGAUCGUCUAUUCAUGUACCCACAACAGUGGGACAGAAUGUCACCCAAGAAACUGGGAAAAUCCGCCUCUGCGGCUCUAUCUAUCCUGCGUGCUGCCAGUACAAAAUAUGACAUCUGGCUACUUCCUAUCGACAUGUCCGCUGCCACAGCUGCGGGGUACUCAACGACAAAUAGCAAGCUGCUCCGUCUAGGUCAAAUCCAGUUCAUGCAGUAUGACAGUGUACUAUAUGUCCAAACACCAGGUCUCCUGUUAGAUACAGGCAAAUUGGAUGACAUGUUCCUUGCUCGGCCAUUACCCCUCCGCCAUGACAAGAACAGGCAAGAAUCGUUCAAUAACGAAGCUUGGAUCCCUAUGCCGCUUCGUGCCAACCGCGAUGAACCUCUUCCCUCAACAUAUCUAAUCACCGUUAACAAUAUCGAAGGUGGUAAUGUUGAAGCAAGAACCCAUAUUCCCAAUGUUGCCUUGCCUGGAUUUGGUGACCUCGUCGCUUCGCCCAAGCGUGCCGCAAGACUAGCUGAGAUCGGGGAGGAACCUGGUUAUGUUUCUUUUGACAGUGACCGGGAUGGGCGCGUCAAGUGGGCUGGUAAUCCUUAUUUCGGAACUUGGCGAUCUCAGCAAGCUGAAGUCUGCGACGGUAUAGAUUUUGACGAAAUAAUUCAUAACGGGAAAUGA